Oppiella nova is the source of this 255-nucleotide messenger RNA. NCBI's taxonomy places the organism in Eukaryota, Metazoa, Arthropoda, Arachnida, Sarcoptiformes, Oppiidae. The record is from the annotation of a GenBank genome assembly.
AUGAGUGACCAUAAAAAGUACAAAGAAUAUACUGUCGAUGAAGUACUGAAACACAACACCAAAAAAUCCCUUUGGAUUAUAAUAAGAGACGAAGUGUUUGAUGUGACAAAGUUUGUGGACAGCCAUCCCGGCGGUUGUGAUCCCAUUAUGAACUUCGCGGGAAAGGACUCGACCACUGUUUUCGUAGGCAAUCAUUCAGACGACGCGGAAAAGAUGAAAAAUCAGUUCAAAAUCGGUGUCAUUAAGAAAACAUGA